AUCAGAAAGCAGAAAGAAAAGUCACUCAGAGGCUCGUUGGAGUGAUAGAGGCACAGGAAGUGUCACACAGACACACACAGAGCAUAUUGUGGGUCAUAUUCCGAGGACAGAAGAACAACACACUCCUGUGCUCCUGUUCUCUCACCGUCCAUCACCACAGUGAAGGUUCAGACUCUGGAACCUGACAUUUCUCCUGUGGAAGGUCCAAGAAUAAGAAGUGAAAAUGGGAUGUUUCGAAUUCCUCAAAUACACAAUGUUCGUGUUCAACGGCAUCAUCUUUCUGGCGGGCGCUGCCAUCCUGGGCGUCGGGAUCUGGGUGAAGGUGGACAGCGGCUCCGUCCUCGGCUUCCUGGGGAAGAUUGAAAACGCGCCGCCAGAGCUCAAGCAGGUGCUGGACGUGGGCUACCUGCUGAUCGCCAUCGGGUUGGUGCUGCUCAUCAUUGGCUUCCUGGGCUGCUGUGGCGCCAUGAAAGAGAGCAAGUGCAUGCUGCUGCUGUUCUUUAUCAUCGUGCUGCUGGUCUUCAUCGCGGAGGUUGCAGGAGCAGUGGUGAUCUUGGUGUUCAGACCCUUGACAGAUGAGCUGCUUCAGAAGCUCCGCACAGCAGCCGUACAGAACAUCAGGAAAGACUACGGGAAGAACGAGGACGUCACAGGACUGUGGAACACGACGAUGACCGGGUUGCAGUGUUGUGGAUUUGACAACUCCUCCAACUUUGUGGGUUCUCCGUAUUAUGUGGAGCACAACAAGCAAUUCCCCCCCCAGUGUUGUCCCGACCUGAAGUCCUCCUGUAACCAGACGAUGGCCGACAGUGGCAUGAAAAGCCCCGGCUGCUUCCAAAAGAUCAAGGAUCUGAUUGAGAUCAACGCGCUGGUUAUCGUGGGAGUGGCCCUGGGGAUUGCAGCUCUGGAGAUAUGUGCCAUGGUCGUCUCCAUGAUCCUCUACUGCAGAAUCAAAUCCCUGAGCGCCUAACGGCCCGAUGGAAGACGCCUGAGAGGGAUCUUUGUAUAUUUGAAUCUCCGGAGCCUUUUCCACUUCCUGCACCGCCUCCAGAGGAGUGAAGAGCUCCGCCCCUAUCCUGCAAAAACGUAUCAGUUCAGUCAGAUCACGUGCAAUCAGAUUAGUGAAUGACAACAUCCAUCAUCUCUCCAUCAUCCAUCCAUCAUCCAUCCAUCAUCUCUCCAUCAUCCAUCCAUCCGUCAAUUUUUUUUUACCCCAUAUGAAUCUAACAGCUGCUGUAUAUAACAAAUCUAUUUCUACACUACACUUUAUAAAGCCCAGUGCUGCUACAACCUGUAACACACGGCCGGUUAAUUAAAUUAUAACUAUAUUCACUGUGUCCGACACAGGAACCACUGCUGUUGAACGGUGUCGCCGCAGUGCCGCUUGUAAAAAAAAGCGACAAAAGUGACACAUUAUUUGUGUGUAUGUUGUGUGGUUAUUAAUUUUGGAAUAAAGUGCAGAUGAUUUGUA
Messenger RNA from Hippoglossus stenolepis (Pacific halibut), 1471 nucleotides. It is a transcript of the gene tspan34b, whose product is annotated as tetraspanin 35. NCBI's taxonomy places the organism in Eukaryota, Metazoa, Chordata, Actinopteri, Pleuronectiformes, Pleuronectidae. Gene Ontology annotation, cellular component: membrane. The transcript has 8 exons. The record is from RefSeq and is a predicted model, not a curated record. The coding region runs from base 224 to 970 and encodes 248 amino acids.